Aspergillus ruber CBS 135680 is the source of this 2791-nucleotide messenger RNA. RefSeq names its product methylenetetrahydrofolate reductase (NAD(P)H) MET12. Gene Ontology annotation, biological process: tetrahydrofolate interconversion. Bases 370 to 2463 code for a protein of 697 amino acids. The transcript is spliced from 2 exons. Gene Ontology annotation, cellular component: cytosol. Lineage: Eukaryota; Fungi; Ascomycota; Eurotiomycetes; Eurotiales; Aspergillaceae. Gene Ontology annotation, molecular function: FAD binding; methylenetetrahydrofolate reductase [NAD(P)H] activity. The record is from RefSeq and is a predicted model, not a curated record.
UACAUUUUGUCAGGGUGAAUACAGUUAUCUUUCAUCCUGGACCGAUGCUAAUGGAAGCAAUGGAGUACAAAAGAUGCACGCUGCUGUGGCGUUGCUGUCCGACUGCAUGCAGAAAUCUGCAGAUGCAACAGUUGCUUAUAAAAAGUCAGCCAGCCAAACCAAAGAACAAAGUAACCUGACAAACUCCCCUUAUUGACCCAUAGUUAUCAGAAUUCGGCAUUGGGCUCUUUUACCAUAUCCGCGAUCGCCUCGAUAACACCGCCGCCGUCGGAGUUUCCAGUUUCCAGUUACCAUCAACUCCCCAAGUGUCAACUCUGCAAAUUUCCUCUCCAACGCCUGUUAUCCCACCAGAAAGAACUGCUGGCCACGAUGGAGAAACUCACAGAUAAGAUCGCGGCUUUACCGCCCAAUUCGAGUUACUUCUCGCUCGAGUUUUUCCCGCCAAAGACUCAGAUGGGUUUUGCAAACCUGCAAGCCCGUCUGGAGCGUAUGGCACAAGCAUUACGGCCGUUGUUUGUCACUGUCACAUGGGGCGCCGGAGGAAGCACCGCAAAGCGAUCGCUCGAAUUGGCUGAGGUCUGCCAGCGACAACUGCAAUUAACGACAUGUUUGCAUUUAACGUGUACCAAUAUGAGUCGGGCCUUGGUGGAUCAGGCGCUGGAGGAAGCCAAGGUGCUGGGGAUCCGGAACAUCCUGGCAUUGCGUGGUGACCCGCCGCGAAGUGAGGAGUACAACAUCCACGGGGAGGACGAUAGCAACAAGGAUUUCAUGUUCGCAGUGGACUUGGUGAAAUACAUUCGUCAGCAAUAUGGGGAUUACUUCUGUAUUGGUGUGGCUGGGUAUCCGGAGGGUCAUCCGGCGGAUUCUUUCCAGGAUGUCCAAGAUCCGCACCAGGAUUUGCCCUAUUUGAUUGAGAAGACGAAGGCCGGUGCGGAUUUUAUCAUGACACAGUUAACUUAUGACCUUGACGCAUUCAACGAUUAUGAGAGUUUGCUGCGGAAUCAUGAAUCGGGCGUGUUUAAGACGAUUCCUAUCAUCCCAGGAUUGAUGCCGGUGCACAGCUACAAGAUCUUGACCAGAGUGACCAAGCUGAGUUACGUCAAGGUCCCGCCGCGCAUUGCUAAGAAGAUGGAGGAAGUUAAACACGAUGACGAUGCUGUGAAGCGCGUUGGUAUGGAUGUCAUUAUCGACAUUGUCGAAGGGAUCAAGAAGGUUGCCUCCCCUGGAAUACGAGGUUUCCACUUUUACACACUCAACCUUGAAAAGACAGUGUCUUUCAUCCUGGAACGCUGCAACCUGAUUCCCGAAUAUGAUGAGAAUGCCAUUGAAGAUGGAGGGGCAUUAGAUGUCGCAGCAUCCACACUGGACGUUGCCCCCAAUGGCUCUCGUAUCGGCUCGAAAAGCCGCGCUUCGUCACUCAAUUCCCAGCCGCGCAACCGGGUUAUCGUGGACAGAAAGCAAGCCAACCUGGAAGAUGCAACUAGAGAUUCUGCAUCACACGAAGCAUCUGCGGUCAGCGCUGGCAUGCCUGCGAUGCCUCCAAACCCUAGCACCACCCUCCAAAUCUCUGAGGGACUCGGCGCGCUCGGAAGAGAAGCCACCUGGGAUGACUUCCCCAACGGACGAUGGGGUGAUGCACGUUCCCCAGCCUUCGGUGAGAUUGACGGUUAUGGUCCCUCCCUUCACGUACCAGCCCCCGCCGCUCGUCGACUAUGGGGUCACCCCGUCUCGCGCUCCGACCUCAGCACCCUCUUCCGCCGCCACGUCUCCGGCGAACUUCACAUGGUCCCAUGGUCUGAGGGAGGUGCAGAAGAAGGUAGCGGUGGUCUAAACCCCGAAACAGCUGUUAUCCGCCCCGAACUACUCAAACUCAUCGACGGCCGUGGCUGGUGGACACUCGCCUCGCAACCUGCCGUCAACGGCGUACGCAGCGACCACCCAGUCUUCGGCUGGGGUCCACAGCACGAGGGUUUCGUCUUCCAGAAACCAUUCGUCGAGUUUUUCUGUCCAAACAAGGAUUUCCAAAACAGCCUCAAACCCGUCCUGGUAAAGCACGGCCACGAGAAACUCGCCUGGUUCGCCACAAACGCCAAGGGUGACUUCGAGUCCUCCCUCCCCGCUCACCCCGCCGGCUCUGACAACGACGACAUCGUCGAGAUGAACCCUGAUAACGUCAACGCGGUCACAUGGGGUGUUUUCCGUGGUAAGGAGAUUGUGACACCCACCAUUAUCGAAGAGGUCAGCUUUCGCGCAUGGGGCGACGAGGCCUAUCGGAUCUGGGACGAAUGGCGCCGCGUUUAUCCCCGGGGGACUCCCACGGAGCGGUUUCUCGAGGACACUAAGAAUGAUGUGUGGUUGGUUUGUGUUGUUGCGCAGGAGUUUGGGGCUGGGACGGAGGUUGGGUCGAGCGAGGAGGAGAAGGAGGUUAAGUGGAUGUGGAGAGUUUUGGCGGGAGAAGAGUGAUUUUCUUCUUCUGCUCUUGUUGGGUUUUAUGGCUUUGGGUUUUUUUCUUUUUUCUUUUUUUUUUUUUCUUCUUUGUUAGAGGUUUGUAAAUGAAAUGCAUGGUUUUGUCUGGGUUUUGGUUAUAUUCCAUAUCAACUAUGCUUGUAUGCCGGAUUCACGACACCUUGUAUACUCAUUGAUCAAUAUAGAUUGGUUUUCUCUAAAUGCUCGAAUAUAUAGAAAGUAGUAACCCCAGCGCCAAGCUACAAACCCUUUGACAAAACUUUUAUCCAGUCUAUAUCAUGGAGCAGUCUUCUCCGCAAACCCAUGUUCCUCGAGUUCAGUCGCA